AUGUCGCCAUCGUUCAAUUUGACCGCGCUGGCCAUUGCCAUCGCCGCGGUCUUCCUCUUCUGGACCAUCUCCUCUACCUCAUCACCCUUUACCCGCUCCUUCCCACGACUCCGCAAUAAACGAAUCUGUCUCUUGAUCGCACACCCCGAUGACGAGGCCAUGUUCUUCUCGCCCACAGUGCUGGCGCUCACCAAGCCCGAGCUCGGAAACCACCUGAAAAUCCUCUGCUUCAGCACAGGUGACGCAGACGGUCUCGGCGAAACCCGCGCCAAAGAACUCCAAAAAUCCGCCCUCCUCCUCGGCAUCCGUGACGAAUCCGACGUCUUCAUCGUCGACGAUCCCACCCGCUUCCCCGACAGUAUGACUGCAACUUGGGCUGCAGAUCAAAUAACCUCCCUCCUCGCUUCAGCCUUCUCCCCAGACUUGGCAGCAACCCUAAACGGCACCGCAAAGAAGAACCCCAAGAAGGCGCCCACCGCUAGCAUCGACGUCCUCGUCACCUUCGACCAAAACGGCAUCAGCAACCAUCCCAACCACCGCUCGCUGUACCACGGCGCGGUGCAUUUCCUGCGCACGCUGAUGACGGAUAAAGAAGGAUUUAACUGUCCCGUGACGCUGUAUACGUUGACGUCUACGUCGAUGCUGCGCAAGUAUGCGGGUGUGCUGGACGCGCCGUACUCGAUGUUGUUGGGGGUGUUGGGGAAUUUGUUCGGGGGCAAGAAGAGUGGUGAGAACGGGCCGGGGCGGUUGUUGUUUGUUAGUUCCGUUGGGGAGUGGUUGACUGCGCAGUCGGCGAUGGUUAUGGGCCAUAAGAGUCAGAUGGUCUGGUUCCGGUGGGGGUGGAUUACCAUCGGAAGAUAUAUGACUGUGAAUGAUUUGAAACGGGAGACGGUCUAG
Messenger RNA from Penicillium daleae, 897 nucleotides. RefSeq names its product PIG-L family deacetylase. The record is from RefSeq and is a predicted model, not a curated record. Gene Ontology annotation, molecular function: N-acetylglucosaminylphosphatidylinositol deacetylase activity. NCBI's taxonomy places the organism in Eukaryota, Fungi, Ascomycota, Eurotiomycetes, Eurotiales, Aspergillaceae. The transcript has 2 exons. Bases 1 to 897 code for a protein of 298 amino acids. Gene Ontology annotation, biological process: GPI anchor biosynthetic process. Gene Ontology annotation, cellular component: endoplasmic reticulum.